Molecule: messenger RNA, 1033 nt
Organism: Aspergillus ruber CBS 135680
Lineage: Eukaryota; Fungi; Ascomycota; Eurotiomycetes; Eurotiales; Aspergillaceae
Exons: 4
Coding region: 106-828 (240 amino acids)
Source: RefSeq, a predicted model, not a curated record
CCUCUUCAUCACUCUUUCCAUCGUCCAUCACUUUCCUUCCUUCUAAUUGCCUUCAGAGCCCCUUCCUGAUCUAAAUAUUACCUGAGUUCACUUCUUCGAGUAACCAUGGUUCCCCGUAUCAACCUCUUGGUCGUCAUGCUUGUGUUUUUCCUGGCCGUCUCUGGGUUGGCUCGUGGAACUGUGGGAAGCAUGUACAAUGCGGAAGAUGAACGCUCUCUGUUGAAGCUUCUCGCUGAGCACGAACCCCCCACCCUGGCCAGAUACCAGCUCUUUCCCCGUGGUGACGCGAAUGUCGUGACUGUUACUGAGACUGUUUGCGGACACGAGCCUGGAGCGUCACAGACCUCCAGUGCCUUUGAUAACGUGCCUGGGAUUUCCACUUCGUCUAGUUCCAUUGUCUCGUCUGACACUGUUAUCCCGCCUGGCACCUCUGUCUCAUUCAGCACCUCCGUGCCGGCUAGUGAUGUCGUCCCGUCUAGCACGGCUACCUUGUCCACUACCAUUGCCCCGUCCAGCACUCUGGCUUCCAGUUUGACAAGCACCAUUCCAGUGGCUCCGAUUACGUCCAGCGAUACAGUGACUUCAUCUGCCUUUUCUUCUAUCUCGUCGUCGGCUUCAUCUGGUUUUUCUACUUCUAUCUCUUCGCGAGUUACUCAUUCCGCUUCUGGAUCCACCAGCUCGAAGACGACUGGAGACGCUGCGACGGCGACAGCCCCCGACUCAGCUUCAACUACUGAACCUUCCAAAUCGGAUGCUGCUUUCCAUCCUACGGGAGCACGCACUGUUAUAGUGGCAUUGCUGACACUCUUGAGCAUCCUGUUUUUCUAGACCAUCACGACACUGUUACCGGUUAGAGGGCCUCACUCGUGUUACGGAGCAUCGGGGACUUAUGAGGUUUCAUUAGGAGUUAACGGGUACUUUUCAGCAUGUGUAAUAACUAAUAAUGUGGUGUGAUUUCGAUGGGAAAGCUUCUACAUGUGUUCUACGAUUUGCAGCAGUUAGACCAGACACAUUAUAUGCAAUAAUACGGUUG